CAAAUAACAACACACUCUUCGCACUUAUUCGCCGGAAAAUCCAUAACCGCCGCCGCCGAUGGCAGAUCAUCAGAGAAAUAAUAACCGCCACCAGCACCAGCCUAGCCGUUUGCAGAAGCGGGCACCGUCAUCGUUACAGAUAAACCGCGCCGUUGAUUGGAACGUGGCGAUCCCUCUUCUGUCGCCGUUGGUCUCGUCGCCACCGCCGAUAGAUCUGAAGCCACCACAGGAAACGCCUCAGCGCCACGCCGAGCCGGAGAAGGUGGUGGUGUCGUUCAAGAAUUGGCAGCACCCGGCGGCUCCGUUUUGCUACGAGCCGGCUCCGAUGGUGCCACCGUUUGUACCCGUGUAGAUACAAAAGAAAAGACAAGGGGAAAACGGUAGUUAUUAGGAUAUGAUCUAAUGGUCGAUAAUUAGUGAGAAGGAAGAUCUAACGGUGUAUGUUGCUUCUUUUUUUUUUGUUGGGGAAAAGUUUCAUCAGAUUUUGCAUACGGGGAUAUGAAUCAUGAACAUAGAACCUGUGUGUUUCUUUUUCUUUCUUUCUUUUUUUGGCUUUUCCCCCUUUUAUUUUUGGGCUUAAAUUAAAUUACUUCAUAGAAAUAUGUACUUCCCUCUCUCUAAG
Messenger RNA from Gastrolobium bilobum, 622 nucleotides. RefSeq lists its product as uncharacterized. The transcript has a single exon. The coding region runs from base 59 to 352 and encodes 97 amino acids. Gene Ontology annotation, cellular component: cytoplasm; nucleus. The record is from RefSeq and is a predicted model, not a curated record. NCBI's taxonomy places the organism in Eukaryota, Viridiplantae, Streptophyta, Magnoliopsida, Fabales, Fabaceae.